ACGUGAAUCUUGAAUUGAUUAAAACUGGGACAAUCUUCAUCCUUUGUAUAUUGAAUUGGCUUCCGCUUGCCUUUGGGAAAACAAAGCCCUGAAGUCAAUUUCGUUCGGCUUAUUUAUCAAUCGUUGAAAGGCGAAGACACCUUCGAGGGGUAGAUAAACGGACAAGUGGGGAUACGCUUUCACUUUUUCAAUAUUGUUGGAAACUGAACGUUAGUUCCUCUCGCAAGAAGAGAGAGAGCACCUUCUUCUCAUUGUUACAGUGUGAAAAGAUCAUUGUAGUUUUGCCGUCCAUUUAGAGUAGAGACGCCUAAUUUGUGCAACAUAGUCUCUGUUUACAGAUGACAAAGUUGUUGUUGAGUUUUUUCUAGCAGUCUUCUUCAGUCGCGAUUCACAGAAAAAAAAAAAAAACGGCUUCGUAGACUCACUACCAUCACGACACCAGGAUUUCAUAUACAACACGGACUCAAGAAGGAUCUCUCAAUUUUUGGACCACCGGCUGACAUCAGGGAUUUUCGUGACAAAUUUCAUCAUCUAUGUCCUUUCCGACCUGAGAGGUACUUGAACUUAAAGGGAACAGACAUAUUCAAAGAAAUGGCCACUGAACUAUCUUUGAGCACAGCUUUCCAGAUAGUGUUUUGUCUGGCCCUCAUGUUUGUCAUCUUAACUGGAAAUUCGUUCGUAGUUGCGGCGUUUUUUUCAAACUUCAGGCUUCGAACCGGCACCUACACUUUUCUCGUCAGCUUAGCUAUCUCUGAUCUACUGGUGGGAUGUGUUUCUUUGCCUCUAUAUAUGUACAUCAGCCUAAAAAACGUCCAGAGAGGUCCAUUGAACACAUUUUUCUUAUCUUUUGACAUUUUCAGUGCGCUGGCUUCCAUUUUUCAUUUGACAAGCGUAAGUCUGGAGCGCUGGCUGGCCAUUUCGCGACCGUUUGUUCAUGAGACACUCUCUACACUGCAUUACUCUUUGGCUAUCUGCGGCGUGUGGAUGACAGCUUUUGCCAUAGCAGCUAUUCGACCUGCUCUGGACGAAUCCACGAGUAGCAACCCGCACAGAAUUUACACGCCAUUUCUCCUGCUCGUUGGUUAUGUUGGGCCAGGAAUUCUCAUCAGCGUUGUCAACUAUUCCAUUUUUAAAGUGGCUCGCGCGCUCAUUGCAAAUCUCCCAACAAUACAAAACGUGGAAGAAAGCACCAAAUUACAUAAGAACAUAAACAAACAAAGACGCACAGCCCUCACGCUGACAUUUGUCACGGCCUUGUUUCUCGUUUCGUGGUUGUCAUUCUUUGUAAUGAGUACAAUCUCCGCAUUUUGCACGCAGUGCUUGCCUAUCCAGAAAAUCACGGCUUUCCUUAUCUUUGCAAAAUGGUUGCAGUAUUGCAACAGCGCUAUGAACCCAUUAGUUUACGCCUUUCGUGAUACCGAAAUGAGAAAAACGUUUCUCAGGCUUCUCGGUCCGUGCAGACGCGUGUUAGCGUCCCGGCGCCGUUGGCGCGUUGCGCCAGUUGACAUGUCCCAAGACCAAAGAACUACACGAUUUCGAGACGACAACAAGACAACGAUGGAAAUGGAAUCACAGCUAUAAACACAAGACGAAACUGUCACUUUAUGUUUCAAUAACUUGUUCAACCACACAAGGUUUGUAAAUAGUCAAUUAAAAGUGCCCGCUAGGGUCCUUGAAUGUAAGCAAUGUAACAGUCACAACAGACCAGAAUAGCCAUUCGAAUUAGAACGUUGGAAAACUUUAAUUUCAACUGCAAGUGGUAAAAUGGAUUUUAACCCGUCUACUUGAAAAGAAAAAAAUUGGGUUAUUUCAACUGCCUUUAUGUCAUCUUUAUCUUAAAUUAAUAGCUGCAUUAUGACCGCAUGCUUAACAAUCGACUUGGAGGUCGGGACGGGAAAUGUCGGUUAUAACUCUAAGUAAUGGCGCACAGAGCAACCCCCGUGAGGCCAGAAAAAACUGGCCUAAUGUUCGCUAUUUUCCCGUCCGGUCCGAAUCAAUUGCCGGAAGUCGAGAAGUAUCGAUAUAUCCUAUGGGGAUCUCCUUUAUCGAGCUUUCACGUUGGAAAAAUUUGAAAAUAUCUGUGAAUAUUAAAUACUCCCUCCAUGUUGUGGAUCGAACUGAACUUACUUUGCCUGCCUGGUAAUUCAUCUAUGCCAGUAUACAGAUGUUGCUAGAUUCAUUAGCAAUAGUAGAUGAACGGCUGCAGUUCUUUGAGGUCACAUACAAUAUCAGUGGUUUUCGUUGCAAAAAAAUACCACAGUUUGUAAUGGUAAUAGGACAUCGUGUCGUCCAAUUCGGUCUCUAUUCAUACGAGUGAUUAACAAAAUCGAACGACCGCGAAGUAGGAGUCCAAUCAUUUGUUAAUCACUGGUAUGAUUACAGAAAACUAUAACAAAAUUCUCGAACGUGAUUGGCUAUCAGUAG
This is a messenger RNA of Orbicella faveolata, 2424 nucleotides long. RefSeq names its product D(1)-like dopamine receptor. The record is from RefSeq and is a predicted model, not a curated record. Gene Ontology annotation, molecular function: G protein-coupled serotonin receptor activity; neurotransmitter receptor activity. NCBI's taxonomy places the organism in Eukaryota, Metazoa, Cnidaria, Anthozoa, Scleractinia, Merulinidae. Gene Ontology annotation, cellular component: dendrite; plasma membrane. Gene Ontology annotation, biological process: chemical synaptic transmission; G protein-coupled receptor signaling pathway, coupled to cyclic nucleotide second messenger.